AUGGUGAGCCCAACAACUUCUGAAGUGCAGCCCACCAUGGGGGUCAAGAUCUUCUCAGCCGGUGUGGCGGCCUGCCUGGCAGAUAUCAUUACCUUCCCGCUGGACACCGCCAAAGUCCGGCUUCAGAUCCAAGGUGAAGGCCCAGCCUCCAGCACCAUUCGGUAUAAAGGUGUCCUAGGGACCAUCACCACCCUGGCAAAAACAGAAGGGGUGCCGAAACUGUACAGCGGUCUGCCUGCGGGCAUUCAGAGGCAAAUCAGCUUCGCCUCACUCAGGAUUGGCCUCUACGAUACCGUCCAAGAGUACUUCGCUUCAGGGAGAGAAACACCUGCCACUUUGGGGAACAAGAUCUCAGCUGGCUUAAUGACUGGAGGUGUGGCAGUAUUCAUCGGGCAACCUACAGAAGUCGUGAAAGUCAGAAUGCAAGCACAGAGCCAUCUACACGGCAUCAAACCCCGCUACACUGGAACUUACAAUGCUUACAGAAUUAUAGCCACAACAGAAAGCUUGUCAACACUCUGGAAAGGGACAACCCCUAAUCUAAUGAGAAAUGUCAUCAUCAAUUGUACAGAGCUGGUAACAUAUGACCUCAUGAAGGGGGCCCUGGUGAAUAACCGAAUACUGGCAGAUGACGUCCCAUGCCAUUUGCUGUCAGCUCUUGUUGCCGGCUUCUGCACCACACUGCUGGCCUCUCCAGUGGAUGUGGUGAAAACGAGAUUCAUCAACUCUCUACCAGGACAGUACCCGAGUGUGCCCAGCUGUGCAAUGACCAUGUUCAACAAGGAAGGACCAACGGCCUUCUUCAAAGGGUUUGUGCCUUCUUUCCUGCGACUGGGCUCCUGGAACGUCAUCAUGUUUGUGUGCUUUGAGCAGCUGAAAAAAGAACUGAUGAAGUCAAGGCAGACGGUGGACUGUACCACAUAA
This is a messenger RNA of Psammomys obesus (fat sand rat), 924 nucleotides long. It is a transcript of the gene Ucp1, whose product is annotated as uncoupling protein 1. Lineage: Eukaryota; Metazoa; Chordata; Mammalia; Rodentia; Muridae. The coding region runs from base 1 to 924 and encodes 307 amino acids. Gene Ontology annotation, cellular component: mitochondrial membrane. Gene Ontology annotation, biological process: mitochondrial transport; adaptive thermogenesis; mitochondrial transmembrane transport. The record is from RefSeq and is a predicted model, not a curated record. The transcript has 6 exons. Gene Ontology annotation, molecular function: oxidative phosphorylation uncoupler activity.